Molecule: messenger RNA, 1818 nt
Organism: Cavenderia fasciculata
Lineage: Eukaryota; Evosea; Eumycetozoa; Acytosteliales; Cavenderiaceae
Exons: 8
Coding region: 1-1818 (605 amino acids)
Cellular component (GO): nucleus
Source: RefSeq, a predicted model, not a curated record
AUGGUACAUGUUAUUAAAACUGCUCGUAAAGAUACUAGUAGUAUUGCUACUACUACAACACCUGCUGUUGAUGUUGUCAAUACAGCAGCAGUAGAGUCAACCAGUACUACAACAACACCAACACCACCCAAAACCAACUAUAACAAAAAAGAAGUACCUAUAAACACACUGGCAAAUGGCAAGAUUGUCAAGUAUGCAAAAAGGGAGCCACCAACGACCGAAGCCACGUAUAUUCAUGGUGCCACCAACGAAUACAACUUUGAAAAACUUAACCUAAAACCAAUCGCUUUCCGUUGUGUCAUGUGUAAUCACACAUCUACUCAAAAUUUUGAUUUCCCAACGAUGGGUCCAAAUGAUAGUAAUAAUGUCUUUAGAUUAGAUUAUGAAUUAAUGUUUAUUGAUUUCAUUGGUCUUUUAUAUAAAGUAAUGUCACAAAGAUUGGCAUCACAAAGAGGAGGAGGAAAACCUGCAGCAUCACAAAGAGGGAGAGGUGGUGUAACAUCUACACCACAAAGAGGAGGAGGAGGAAGAGGAAGAAACAUUGUCAUUGAAGACGACGAUGACUCUUCAUCAUCAUCUUAUGAAGAAUCAUCAGAUGAUGAUUAUGAUAGUGAAGAUUCAGAUCAAGAUCAAAAGAAAAGAAAGAGAUCAGCACCUACAAGAGGAGGUAAAACAUCAACAACAUCAACACAAUCAUCAAGAUCAUCACAAGCAAAGAAAAAGGCAAAAUCAGGAUCACAAGCAGAGAUUGCAUCAAAACUUACAGCAGAAGAGAUUGAAAAGUUGAUUGAUGAAUUUGUAAGAUAUGUAUUGUUUUUGGAUAGAAAGAGAACACCAAUCACUCGUGCUGAAAUUGUUUCAAAAGUAUUACCAAACUAUAGAGAUAGAAAUUUAGUUUCUAAAGUUUUUCAAAAUGGAAAAUAUAAAUUAAAAUCAGUAUUUGGAUAUGAAUUAAAAGAAACAAAGAAAGAUAUGGGAGGCGUAAACAAUGAAAAAGAGCCAUCAUUUUUUAUUCUUUGUAAUACAUUGCCAUUGGAUUUAUUGAAUGAAAUCAAAUCAAUUGAUCCAGUGGUAAAUGAAGUGGUUGAAUUGUCAAACAUGGAAAAGAGUCUAUUGAUUAUCGUAUUGGCAGUCAUCCUACUAGAGAAUGGAAAGUUUUUAGAGUCCAACAUUCUAUAUGAAAAAAUUGCUCGUUUGGGAUUCGAAGUUGGUAAACAACAUCCCAUCUUUGGUGAAUGGGAAAAGGUUUUGGAUAAACUAGUCAAAGAGGUUUAUUUGACGAGAAAACAAGAAACCACCAAAGAUGGUGAUAAAAUAGCUGUCUAUCGUUUUGGACCUCGUUCAUCGAUUGAAACAUCAAAAAGAAAAAUAUUACGUGUCAUUUCUGAUGUCUAUGGAAAUGAAGGUGAAAUUGAUCCAAUCUUAUUAAAAUCAAUUGAUCUUGAUGAUGAUGAUGAAAGUGAAAAUGAAAAUCAAAAUAGAAAUAAUAAUAAUAAUCAAAAUAAUAAUAAUAAUAAUAAUAAUAAUAAUAAUAAUAAUAAUAAUAAUAGAAAUAAUCAAAAUAAUAAUGGUACAUCAACAACAAAUAAUAGAAUUCAAACAAGACAACAAACAAGAAAACAAGAAUCAUCAAGUGAAGAAGAUUCAGAUGUAACUGAUGAAUCAUCAAGUGAAGAAGAAUCACAACCAACAACAAGAAGAUCAACUCAAACUAGAGGAGGAAAUUCACAACAACAAUCAUCUCAAUCAUCUCAAUCAUCAAAUAGAGGUAGAAUCCCAGUAAGACAACAACAACAACCAAUAAAUAAAAGAAGAUAA